AUGUCGGACCAACACAGCAUUGGCGGAGAUGACGAAGCAGGGCCAGGAUGGCUCGGCGGGGGGACAAAGGCCUGCUGCCGAGAAGGCGCCGCGGGUCAGCGUCGGCCCUCAAAAGCCAUGUCCGCACGGGCAGGCCGCCUUUGCCGCGUCGAUCUCGCCAUCUAUCUUCACCUCUCUUCCUUCCCCCGCUCCAGUGCGACCGCGGAUGUAUCUGGCGCCAUCCAGAUUUGA
Molecule: messenger RNA, 231 nt
Organism: Gaeumannomyces tritici R3-111a-1
Lineage: Eukaryota; Fungi; Ascomycota; Sordariomycetes; Magnaporthales; Magnaporthaceae
Exons: 1
Coding region: 1-231 (76 amino acids)
Source: RefSeq, a predicted model, not a curated record